AGCCAUUUCACAAAGCAGAUCAUAUCAAAAGUCAGGUUAUAAAAAUUACAAAGCAAUAGCAAGUUUGAAGGCUUUAAACAGUGGGAAAAAAUAUAAAAAUGAGUAAUCAUUAGCACUGUAUGUAACGAUUGGAAAAAGACAGUUAUGAAGACUCAUCUGUCUUCAUUUAUCCAUUCAAGAUGGAUAUGCUUUGUAGCUAUAUAUAUAUAUAAUCUCUUUAGGAUCUUCCAAAUCUCAUGGAUAGGAAAGAUAGAUCUCUAAAGAGUCUAUGAUAUGCCUUUAGGAAACUGAGGAUGAGGCCGGAGUAGUAAAUAAUUCCUACUUAGAAGGAGGAUAUAGGGUCUCAUCUCUGAGAACAUGGGAGUUAGUUAUGUAAAUAAGUUCAGAUGAUUUUCAACAUUGCGUAUGGUAAGGAAUAAUUUUUUAAAAAGACCUUCUUACAGGUACUAGAGGCAAAUGAAUGAGAAAUAAAUACAUGCUAUGGGAUUUUCCAUUAUUUCACAGGAUGGAAAGUUUGAUCUCUGUAGCCUGAUUUGUUCUUUGGCCCUGAACUUGUUCAAGUUGAAUUGUGAGUCCUGAACACUGAUCUAGUUGUUCUCAAACUAGGAUCAGCCAACCGUAGUGGUAUGUUGAUGUAUUCUUGGGAGUUGAGAGUUCUUUAUUAUAAUCUUUUAAUAUUAUGGCUAAAACAUGCAAAAUAUGUAUCUGUAAAUAUAUAAUGUAAGCAUGGAUUUGUUUAUCUCAUCAACCACCUUAUUCCUAAAUACUGGACUACCAUUUGUUUUAUUUUUAUAAUCACAUUGAUACCAAGUGAUCAUCUAAAUGACAUUAUUUAAUUUUUAAUGAUUGUUCAUAAAUUCAAUGCUUAAGAGUUAUUUACAGAAAAAACAACUAGCAUUUGUCCUCAAUUAUUAAUAUAAUUAUUUUUAUGUGUGCUUGACUGUUGUGAUAAAGGGAAAAACAGUUAAAAGAGGACCCUGGACAAAUUAUUAAGAGGACUAAUUUCUGAUAUUAGCUUUAGUACCUCCAAACUAUGAGAUUUGGGGAAAGUCACUCAAGAGCCCUAGACUUCAAUUACCUUGUAUUUAAAAUAACAGAGUUCAGCUGGAACUAGUUAAUCUGUAAACAAAUAGUUUCCAUUUCAAAAAUUGUGAAGUGAUGCCUUUUUAAAUGGAAAAAGCAUUAGGGAGAAGAAAACUGAUUCAGUUACAGGGUCUUUGGGGGAAAAUUUCUAGCACCACCCUCUCUCCUAAUAACAGUAAAACAUGGUAGGAUAUAAGAACCAAAUAUUUAUUGAGUAUUUUCUCUGUGCCUAUCACGACUCUAUUUUAACUCCUGUAAAUGUGACUGUGACUCCGUGAGCUAGAUUAUAUAAUUCCUGUUAGCAGUUGUAAUUGAUAGGCACAGAAAGCCUAAGGAUGGAGUUUGGAAUGUAAUCUGGUCUGACUCUAAGCCCUGGAUCCAUUGUAAUACAUUAUAACUGCAAGCUUUGCAAAAUGCCUUUUUCCUUUUCUCAUCUAUUUUCACACUCAAACUAAAAUUUAGUAAACUAAAUUCUGAGCAGCACCAAGAAUUUUAGUAAAGGUCCUCUCAUCCUUUAAGAACUUCUUAUACGAGGAUACUCCUCUUCGCCCGCUUUCCCAUACAGAACUCUAUUAAAGGUCAAUAAGAAUGGGCUGUUGUUUUUUUCCCUCAAAUCCUAUACAGAAGUCCUUAAUUCCAGGAUAAGCAUCUGAAUGGAGCAAAUUAGUAUGGUCUGGGAGUCAAGGCAAUUUUCACGUGUGUGUAUGUGAGUGUCUGUGUGUGUCUGUUUUAAGGCAUAACAAAGUCCAGAGAUUAAGGCCGAGUUAAAAAACAAAUGAGGACAAACCAUUCUGCUGAGGUGCGGCCAGAGCAGCAGCAACUGUCUGCUUUCUUGAUAAAGGCUGUGAAGACGGCACGUUUUACUCUUAUUCGUGUAUUUCUUUUGACACGUUCCCCCUCUAUGAAGCCUCAGAGGUGUUUUAAAAUUGUGUUAGGAAACACAGAGCUAAGAAAAGGCAAAUGAUCCUGUUCUAGUGUCUCAGGGACGAGGCUGGAAAGGAAACGCCGCGCGAGUGGGGUGGGAGCGGGGGCCUGUGGUUUUGCUUCUGUCCGGGCUAAAGGCUGAGUAAGGUAGGGCCCCUCCUUCUGCAGAUGGGUUUCUCCCUCAUUCCACCCUCUACCCACCUCCGGUUCUGCGUGCACGCGCGGGAUAGCCCAGUGGGCCCACAGAUAACGACCAUCGGAGAUUAAUGCAGGAAAGUCAGCGAGCUCGAACACAGGCGUCCCGUGUGGAAGUGUCCAAGGAGACCGCCAGAAGUGCGCAAGCCGGAGUCUGUGAGACUUUCCUUCUCACCGAGAGGGGGAGCCCCGCGUUCCCGGCCGGGAGCGACCCGGAGUCCCGGGCCCCGCGUCCCAGCUGCCGCCAGACCCAGUUUUGGAUUCAGCGGAUUAGGAAGAGGAGGGAGGGGGGAGAGCGCGCGAAGAGGGAGGGGACCGAAGCUGGAGGGUCCCGAGUCCAGCGCCGUGUUGACGUAGAGAAACUUUCCCUCUCGGCCUCGGAGACGGCGCCCCGGCUGUGCUGGAGCGGAGAUCGCCAGGCUCGGAGGACCCGGCAGCUCUUCACGCCCCUGCCCGAAGCCUGACCUGACUGCAUCUCUCAGUGAGGUACGGAGAUUUAUCUGGGCUCUUCCCUGGCUGCGAGCCCGGCUCCCUCCAGGUAGCGUGGAAUCGCUUAGAAACUGAUACCCUGAGGGGCAGCGGGGGUGGACAGCUCCGGCCACCAGUGCCCGGGAAGGAGGGCGCGGGGCUGCGCGUAGCCGCUGCCCGGCAGGUUGUGAAAAAUUAGGACAGCUAACGGCUCAGGGAGUCGUCCAGCACGAAAGGAGGCUAAGACCUGUUGACGCCUGCUAUGGCAGCGCUUGAGGAAUGACGGGGGGAGUCCAGCGAGUUCGGGGCCGCAGCGGUCUCCGGGCUCCAGAAGCCUCCUUAGCCUUUUGUGGUAACUUUGGUCCUGUGGCGGGGGGCCAGUGGGCAGGAGCUGCAGGGAGGCGGUGGGGCAACCGUGGAUCAGUCCGGCUGAGGGUGCGUGGAUCAGACUGGGCUGAGCAGGCAAGUCAUCGUCGGGUCACAGCCGGGCGACCCAAGAGCGAACUUCCAGGGCAGCCUCCCUUUUGUUGGUGCAGGGAGAGAAUGUGGGCAUGGGGGCGGGGAGGCGCGAAGCUCUAAGGCCGGGCCGCGGAUACUUUAAAGCCCAGAGCUGGGAGGGCCCAAAAGGAAGGGGCGGCGUCCACAUGGUUACCCUUUUGCCGCGCGGGUCAAGUAGCUGCUUCUGGAGGGCGCAAGGCUUGGCGGGGGUGAUGAACCCUUGGGUUCUCGCUCCGACUGCUAAAUUCGCUUGGCGGGUCCAGCUUCUCGUGGCCUCACUCACUACACGGAUCAGAAUCGGGAGCAGUCAGUUCUUUCUAUUCUGCAGCUCCAGCGGCUGCCGCGCUGACUUCCCUGUGUGCGGGAGGGAACUCUGGGCAGGCUGGUUUUCUUGGAAUGUGUUUACGAUGUUGAAUGGGACUUGAACAGGAAGCUGGACGCUGCAGCUGGAACUAGCGUGCCAAGUUAUUUAUGAUUCCAUCUGAUAUACAUAGGAGAGAAAGUGAUAAAAGAAUUCUGAUGGCAACUGUAUGAUAGAAGCUAUAUAAAGUCAAGUGUCCGUUUUCUUUCAACUAUAUUUGAGCAUACUCAGUAGAGACGGGAUUUCACCAUGUUAGCCAGGAUGGUCUCGAUCUCCCGACCUCGUGAUCCACCUGCCUUGGCCUCCCAAAGUGCUGGGAUUACAGGAUAUAAGGCGUGGAACUGAACAUUUAUUUGGCUGAUCCUCAUCAUGAACCGUGCUUUUAGCAGGAAGAAAGACAAAACAUGGAUGCAUACACCUGAAGCUUUAUCUAAACAUUUCAUUCCCUAUAAUGCAAAGUUUCUUGGCAGUACAGAAGUGGAACAGCCAAAAGGAACAGAAGUUGUGAGAGAUGCUGUAAGGAAACUAAAGUUUGCAAGACAUAUCAAGAAAUCUGAAGGCCAGAAAAUUCCUAAAGUGGAGUUGCAAAUAUCAAUUUAUGGAGUAAAAAUUCUAGAACCCAAAACAAAGGAAGUUCAACACAAUUGCCAGCUUCAUAGAAUAUCUUUUUGUGCAGAUGAUAAAACUGACAAGAGAAUAUUCACUUUCAUAUGCAAAGAUUCUGAGUCAAAUAAACAUUUGUGCUAUGUAUUUGACAGCGAAAAGUGUGCUGAAGAGAUCACUUUAACAAUUGGCCAAGCAUUUGACCUGGCAUACAGGAAAUUUCUAGAAUCAGGAGGAAAAGAUGUUGAAACAAGAAAACAGAUCGCAGGGUUACAAAAAAGAAGCAGCAGAAGCAGCAGAUGCUGGAUCCAAGACUUAGAAACAGAAAAUAUGGAACUUAAAAAUAAAGUACAAGAUUUGGAAAACCAACUAAGAAUAACUCAAGUAUCAACAUCUCCACUGCUGCACAAUAUGUCUGAUCAUGAGCAACACAGAUUUCAGAGAUGCUCAUCCUCUUUCUGGCAUAGUAGUGGUGAUUCAUCUCCCUGUCUCAAUAUUUCUUCCAUGUCUGUCACUCCUGUCAACUCGCCUGAUUCCAGACUAUCACUGGGACUGUUAAUACCACCACCUUCUAAAUGUGGCUUUCCCAAGCCAGUCAGUGAGAGCAGCAUACCAAGACCGCAUGCAGGCAGUAUGACACCUAAGUCGCCCUCCACUGACAUCUUUGAUAUGAUUCCAUUUUCUCCAAUAUCGCACCAGUCUUCAAUGCCUACUCGCAAUGGCACACAGCCACCUCCAGUACCUAGUAGAUCUACUGAGAUUAAACGGGACCUGUUUGGAGCAGAACCUUUUGACCCAUUUAACUGUGGAGCAGCAGAUUUCCCUCCAGAUAUUCAAUCAAAAUUAGAUGAGAUGCAGCGCCAGAGAUGGAGGGGUUCAAAAUGGGACUAACUCUUGAAGGCACAGUAUUUUGUCUCGACCCAUUAGACAGUAGGUGCUGACAUCAAGAACAAGAAAUCCUGAUUCAAGUUAAAUGUGUUUCUAUACACAUGUCAUUUAUUAUUACUUUAAGAUAGGUAUUAUUCAUGUGCCAAUAUGUUUUUGAAUAUUUUAAUAUUUUGAAAAUCUUUUCAGUUAAAUUUCCUCACCUUCACUAUUGAUCUAUAAUUUUUAUUUUAUAAACAACUUACUAUAAAGUAGAUCAUACUUUUAUGUUCCUUUCUGUUUCUACUGUAUAUGAAUUUGUAAUUGAAAGACAUAUUAUACAAAUACCUGCCUUGUGUCUGAGUUCUAUGUAGUUAGCAUCUUGAAACUUGUAUUCAUUUUCCAGAUUGCUGGUUUAUUAAUGAUUUCCCAAAAGCCAUACCUUAAAGAUAACUUUAAAUUCUGAAGAGAUAUGCCAAUGCCAAACUAAACAUGGUCUGUUUUCAAACCAACAAACAUGUUACUAUUCAUUAGACAGAUGUCAUUUUAUGUAUAAAUACUGUUCACAUCACUGGGAAAAUGUAAACUUUAAACAUAAUGCCACAAGAUCACUAAUUUCUAGCAGGUAAAAUUAUAAGGAUAUAAAUUCCAAUAAUAAACCAAAUGUAUUUAGAGUAUUUAUUAGUAAAUGCAAGGCGAUGUUAGUUAUGAUCAGUUAUACUCUAAAUAUUUAAUUUGUUUUAUAAAGAUAAUUAAAAAAUGAAAAUUUGCUAUUUAUUAAAAAAAACUUUAAAUUUCAUUCCAAAUGAGAUAAGUUAUAUCACUAUAACAUCUAAGCAUCAUCUGAUUUGAUAUUCCCUAAAAAACAUUUGGAAUAUAUGCUAUCUAUAGAUUCAGUGUCUAUUACCCAUAUUUACAUUACCAAAUAUAUUUCUUCUCACUACAUAAGGACUACUCUUCUCAUAUUUUCUUCUUUGAUGAAGGUAUUUUUCACCAAAGUUUAUUUUGUGAUGCCCCAUUGGUUUUGAUACUUUAAAAUCGGUGACGCCCAUUCUAUAUGAAUUAUCAAUAUUACUUGGUAAAUUCAAUUUGUAUUUGUUUUGUUAAAGUCAAAAAUCUCAUUUAAAAAAACACCUCGUUACUGCUUGGUUUAGUCUUGAACAUGAACAAUAAAAUUCUCCUGCAUUUCACUCUUGAUGUGCUGAUGAACCUAGACUUUUAAAAGUAUUUGUUUCCUAUACCUUUACCCAUUACAUAACAGACUAAUUUGUACUCAGUAAAGCAAACAUUUAUGGUCAAAAUUUCUAACUUGGUUCAUCACAUUAUAAGGUAAAUAAAUUAAAUUAAUGAAAAUGUGACUUAAAUUAGGGUAACCCUCAAAAAUAGAUGUAUCAUUUACUAUGGAAAUUUUCUUCAAGUGUUAAAGGUACAUUUUCACUAGGAAAAGAAAUCAAAUAUGCUUAUGCAAUAUAUAUUUGUCUGUUUUUCCUUAAUGUUAUAUGGUAUAUAUGAGCCUUCUUGUUUAGUUUCUUUUAUCUGCUAAGUUGUACCUUAAUUAGAGGGCAAUAUAUGUUUCAUAAAGAAGAGUCUUUAUAAUUUUGUUUGUCAGAUAGUAUUUUGUAAUUUGUAUAAUGAGGAUGUUUAGAAGCCAUAUAAGUGGCUUUUUUUAACAGAUAGAAUUUGUAUUUUUAUUGUACUUUAAAAAGAUUUAUGUAAUAGGAAUAUAUUUAGUGGCCAUUUAUUAUCAAUGGUAACACAAUAGAGUACUGAGAUGGUAUUUGCACAUUUAAGAUCUGUUACUUUACCAAUUUUUAAUGGUAAUCAGCUCUGCUACUGGCAUGAUGAAAUAGUACAUAAUUGGUCAUUAAUUAUGAACAUUUAUUUCUCCAGUGCGUUUUUAUGAAGAUCUGGUUGAAAAUUGUAUUUCUAUGUAAACUCAAUGAUAUGUUUGAUUUUCCUGAAAAUAAAUGAUUUUAAAUAAA
Piliocolobus tephrosceles (Ugandan red Colobus) is the source of this 6978-nucleotide messenger RNA. RefSeq names its product GULP PTB domain containing engulfment adaptor 1 (gene GULP1). The record is from RefSeq and is a predicted model, not a curated record. NCBI's taxonomy places the organism in Eukaryota, Metazoa, Chordata, Mammalia, Primates, Cercopithecidae. The coding region runs from base 3899 to 5023 and encodes 374 amino acids. The transcript is spliced from 16 exons.